Messenger RNA from Maniola jurtina (meadow brown), 3818 nucleotides. Its product is annotated as EEF1A lysine methyltransferase 1. The record is from RefSeq and is a predicted model, not a curated record. Lineage: Eukaryota; Metazoa; Arthropoda; Insecta; Lepidoptera; Nymphalidae. Gene Ontology annotation, biological process: methylation. Gene Ontology annotation, molecular function: nucleic acid binding; protein-lysine N-methyltransferase activity. The coding region runs from base 217 to 864 and encodes 215 amino acids. The transcript has 4 exons.
UUGACAUCUGUCAAACAAGAAUCCUCAUUCCAUUCCACUUGUUUUGUUUAUAAAAGCAGAAAUUUAUACAAAAAAACAACACAUAAAUAAGUGGGACAUUACAAUAAACUUACAAAAAUAGUGCUGCUGUAAUUCAGGUAGAGUGGUGUACAUGGAGAAGAUUACUAACUGAAUGUAGUUUCAAAGUAAAUAUUUUUAGCCGCAAUCAUCAUAAUAAUGGAGGAAGAUGAAGACAUACCAGCACUCUCCGCAGAGACGUUUGCAGCUCUGCAAGAGUUCUAUGCAGAGAAACAGAAACGGCAAGAGAUCUUAGAGAAGCUGGAAUCACAGAAACAGUUGAAUGAAAAUAUCAUUUUUGAAGAAAACUGGCAACUGAGUCAGUUCUGGUACAACGAGGCAACAGUGCAGGCCCUAGUGAAGAUUGUUGACAAAUUGUUACCUGACAACGGCAAGGUUGCUCUUAUAUCCUGCCCUACGUUGUUUGUGCCAGUUAAGAGACAACUAGGUGACAGGGCAAAUGUAACUCUCCUUGAAUACGAUAGAAGAUUCGAAGUGCACGGAUCAGAUUUCAUAUUCUACGACUACAACUCACCAGAUAAACUACCAGCAGACUUAGAACAUACUUUUGACUUGGUCAUCGCCGAUCCACCGUUCCUCUCUGAAGAAUGCAUAACCAAGACGUCACAGACUAUACAGUUGCUAGCCAAAGGGAAGAUAAUUGUAUGUACUGGUGCUAUAAUGCAGGGACAUGUAGAGAAGUUGCUAAGCUUAAAACUGUGUGACUUCAAACCACAACAUAGGAACAAUUUGGCAAAUGAAUUCUCGUGUUAUGCUAAUUUUGAUUUGGAUGAUGUCUUGAGAUGAGAAACUUAAAAUUUUGUUGUAAAUAUGUUAAAAUGUACUAUUAUUUUCCGUGAUAAAACAUAACCUACUAUACUUUUAUAGAUAAACUUUGUACAUUUAAAAAAAUCAGUUUAGUGGACAGCAGACAAAAAGACACACUUUUGCAUUUAUGAUAUUAGUAUGGAUUGUAACUAUGUUGAAGAUUUAAUGUAUAAAUUCUAAAUAAAUAAUUUUUAUUUGUACCUACAUCUAUCUUUUAUUUCAUCUUUGACAACAAGGUAAAUAAAAUAAAAAGGCAUGUUUAAAACAUUUUGCAUUUAUUGAUCUUAACAAAACUAGUAAUUUGUCAUUAUGCCGGUUAACAUUUUAAAUAUUAAUAGUACCAAUAGCUUUCCAGGACACAACAUUUUCUAAAUCUAUAAUAUGAUGACUUACUCUCAAUAAAAUAUAGGGAUAAUGCAUACAUUUUGAGAACUCCCUAGCCAUUUUUGAUCUUUUUUUUUAUUAUAGCUAUUGUUAUUCUUUUUUUUUUUUAUUCACUAUAGGUAAGCGCUUGAUCUAUGCACAACUGUCAUGUAAAAUCGUACUUUUGACAGCACAGUUGACAUGAGCUAAAAUGGCGAGUGAGUUCUCAAAAUGUAUGGACUAUAUUACUUACAAAAUAUAUUAUGCUUUAGAGAUGUCUUACAAGAAAAGGCCAUCUUUUAUUUAGUGAAUUUAUAGUAUGAGUUAAGUACGCGACAGGUUGAGAUGGCAAUCGAGGUAUCAGGCGGGGAGACGCCCCGCGCACCCGCACGUCAUCUGCGCUGUCCCGCACUGGGUUAGCGCGGGUGUGCGGGGCGUCCCCAUCCCUAUUGCCAUGUCGAUCUGUCGCAAGCUAUACAUACAAAUAUUCAUAAUAUUUUUCAUACAGAUACAAGUAUAGUAUGUAGCAACAGUCCAUUUAAAUAGUUACAGUGCAGAUUACAGUAGGUAAUAUUUAUUUACAAACAUUCAGACAUCAAGUAAAUUUUAAAAUAGAAUUUUCUAUGACUAAACAUUUAGCAAUGCAAGGUGUAUAUUAAUAUUUUGUAGUUUUUAAUCUCAAACUACUAUAGGAUUUCAUCUUUUUUUAAAUUCUGAUACUAGUUAGCCCUUGACUGAAAUCUCACAUGGUUAAGGUAUCUUUAAUACUAAAAAAAGCAUAUGUAGGUACCUAUGGGUGUUUUUAAAAAGAGGCCAAGUUCCAGUUAAGUUCAAAUUCAUUGAAAAACCUAGGUUGGUGCCUACUUACAUAUUUUUAUCAUUCUGUAGCUGUAGGAUAUAUUUUUGAUAUUAAAAUAAUUAGAUACCUUUAAACUACAAUUAUCGUGAGAGUAAGUUCACCUAUUUUUUUUAGAAUUUCCACAAACAUAAAUAAAUAAUUGAAUAAUCAAGGCUGUAUAUAAAGUUACCAGCAUUAAAAAUGUAUUCAUUAAUUUUUAACUAAUUUUCUUUACCUAUUUAUUUAUUAAUUUAUGUAUUUACUAGGUAAUAUUAAGAAAAUAAUUGGAUUUACUUUUAAUUUGUUGUUCAGAACACAUUAAUUUUUAAGUAAUUACAAGUUAUAACUUAGUUUUUUUAUUAAGGCUGAGUUUUCAUUUGUCAAAUUAACUAAUGAAUUAAUUUCAAACAUUUCGGCAUAAUUGUAAUACCAAACCUGUUAAAUUUAUUCCUUCAUUUGACAAAUAUUGAAAAAUCAACCUUUAGAAGAAAUAUUACCAGAUAGAAAAGGCCAUAGAUAUUGUCCAAUAAAUUUAGUGGACAUUUCAUUUAUUUAUUACCUAUAUUAAUUAUUUAUUAAUAAAUAUUAUAUUAAACUAUAAUAAAUUAUUCAAUUCAAUUGAUUUAAAAAUCAUUACCUAACAACUAUUUUAUUUUGGUGUUUAAAUACAUAAAUUGUUUUCAGAGUUAAAACAUUGAAACCAUGUCACAAAAAAUUAAAUGUUUCCAUUCCAUAGCAGUUUCCAAUCACGGAAACGAAUAUUGAUACCAAUUCUGUUGUACACAAUUUUUAAGCUAAACUAUAUUGACAAGGAUAGCACUAUAUUAAGGUUGAAAUCUAUAGAACGCACUUCGACUUUGCUGAGACUUAAGUUUCAGUUAAAGCGAGACAGAUUUAUGCCAGCGGUAUAACGCUGUCUCGUUUUAACAGUGACUUAAGUCUGAGCAAAGUGAAAGUGCGCUGUGUAGAUCUCAGCUUUAGACCUGUCAAUUUAAUUCAGAGAUAGAGAGAACAGAAUUGGGUCUUAAUAUUAUAUAAAAAAGUGCAAUAUUAAAUUUGUACUAAACAAAAUUAUUUAUAUUACUUCAUUUGAACCAUGUAGCAUAUUAUGUAUACUAUUUUGAAAAUAUACAGUAGCGCGGGAGAUGAAUGUCAUCCUGAUUUAAGCUAGAAAUCAAUUAUCAAACUUUGCUGUAUAAAGUUGAUAGAAUUUGAGCAUCGAAACUAAACCUUAACUGCAUUAUUUUAAAGCUCAAUUUUGCUCUAUACAUCAACAACCAGCGCUUCAAGCGGAAAUCUUGCGAAAAUAAAAAAGUGAUAUUGAAUUUCGAUUGUAAUUCGUAGAUCUUUAGGUCUAUUUUACUCUGUUUUUGUGUUUCGACGCCUUCUACCAAUGUUGGCGGUGAUAAGAUGUUAUUUAGAUUUCUAGGGUUGCCAAUAAUAUUAAAAGAAACUUAGACCCUAUGGCAUUCAACUCACGCAAAAAUAGUGAUAAUAGAAAUAACCAGAACUUAAAUAUAUACAUAUUCUAAUAUUUAUCUAUGUGACCCUGUUAGUAUCACAAGACACGCGGGGUUUUGUUUACAAUCAAUAUUGUAAAUCACCUAUAAUAUUUAUACACUUUUACACAAUAUUACAUAACGCUAUGUAAUUUAAAUAUUCAGUAUAGCCCACAUUUCAUUGUCAGUGUUUAGUAAAAUUAACAUUACUUACAUCAUUUUAAUUCAAAAAU